This is a messenger RNA of Sebastes umbrosus (honeycomb rockfish), 3114 nucleotides long. It is a transcript of the gene tekt3, whose product is annotated as tektin 3. Gene Ontology annotation, biological process: cilium movement involved in cell motility; cilium assembly. The transcript is spliced from 8 exons. Gene Ontology annotation, cellular component: nucleus; microtubule cytoskeleton; sperm flagellum. Bases 1454 to 2917 code for a protein of 487 amino acids. Lineage: Eukaryota; Metazoa; Chordata; Actinopteri; Perciformes; Sebastidae. The record is from RefSeq and is a predicted model, not a curated record.
UCCUUAGGUUUUUUAGUUUCAUAUGAUACCAGUAUCUUCACUCUGAGCCUGUUAUGACCUAAAAAUCCCAAGUUGUGUUCAUAAAAAGAAACAUUUAGAACUGGAGCUCGACUGAUAUAUUGGCAGGCUGAUAAUAUUGAUAGUAUCAAUUCAUUUGUUUUUUUGUCCAGAAUUUGCCUCAAGUACAUUGAAUACAUUUUAACUUUUGCGGCAGGUUUCGGACAGACCAUAUGCACUGUGUGCCGCAGAAAAUAAGUAUAUUAAUAACUGAUUUAUGAAUACAGCUUUGUUUAUACAUUUUGCUGAGUAAAAAAGUUUGACAGCAUUUAACCGCUUUUGUGAAAUAUUUUGUUAAAAAACGUAGGCUAACAUGAUUUUGUUGCGUGGCAUAAAAAUGACGUGCGAAAUGAGGCGUACAAAUGACACGCAAAAAGGCUAAAAUGCGUUUUCAUGACGCGUAAUGUCCUUGUAAUGUCGUGCUAUUUAUACUCCUUCCCAUGACAUCGGGUUGGUUAGCAAUAUGCAAAAGAAAUAAUAUGUAUAUGUUGUUCUGUGAUAAAGUUAGACCAGCUGAGUACCUCCUGGCUACAGCUCUGCUCGUCGCUGUAGUGGAAACCAGGCUAUCAUCUGUCCUGCAGCCCUCCCCCUUCAGGACAGAUAAGUGUAAAUGAUCCUCACUUCCAAUGGUAGGUAACACAACACAGAUUAUUAUUCUGUGCUACAGGGGUUUGUGUGGACUCUUCCUGUGGCAUGAAUCAUUAAACAGGUGACUGUAAUCCAUACAGACAGCUCGCUUCUCAGGGUGACGGCGAGCUAUCUGAUGCUGCCUGGCGACCAACUGAACUCCUGUGCUUUUGAAGACGGAGCUCAGAUUGCUCACCUUCGAACGAGAAGUUUGAAGGUAGAUGAUCUAAAAUGUGAACUUGCCAAAUAAAAGUUCAGCAGGGGACAACUUGCAGAGCAGCAUCAAGUCCAUAUACAGCAGCUAUGGGGGAUUAUAGUGCCAAGGAUUUGUUAUGUGUGCUUCAAUAGAUGUGUCCAUUUGAGUGGGAGCAGCUACACAGAGAAUAAAAAACUAAUAAAAAAAGAAAAAUUACAAACAUAAAAAUCUUAUCUACACUGUAGUGACAUUUUUUCCAGUGUAUGUACUUGAACAAAGUAAAAGCACCUACGCACCAUUAAUCUGAGUGUUUCAGUAACCUAUGGCAACUGCUUCUGUGACAACAGAAAUCUUGGACGGGCCGGCUCCUGCAGCCGAGGACCGUGCACAACCAUUGGCUGGCUGAAUGAAUGACUUGCAAACUUGUCUAUCUAUUAUGCAUGCCAGUUUACCUUUAGUGCGUUCUUGAGCUCAUUUCCAGGUAAGCACAGCUGAGAGGAACAGCAGCCUGCACUGCAUAGAGACUCUGAGUGUCCAUUUGUUCAUCUUGGAACACCCUGAGGGGUGUCAAAAAUGGAGCUGCUUGGAUCCACCCUAACAGCCACAUAUGCUCGGCCAAAAACCAGCCACUUCCUCCCCGCCAUCUCCACCAUGGCGUCCAGCUAUCGCAACACCCAGCCGGCCUUGGUCAUGAAUCCCAGUGCCAACCUGUGGAGGACCAACAACUACUUCAAAAGCAACAGCUCUGUCCCGACCCAGUCUUCCAUACAGCGAGAGAAUUUAGAUCUGGUUCGAGCCAAGACUAUGUUCUACCCGUCCAACAGGACGGCGAUGUCCACCCGCUACACUCCCGACGACUGGUACAAGUCCAACAUAAGCAACUACAGGGAGUCCGAGUCGUCCCGGAAAAGCGCGGAGCGACUGAGAAGAGACACCAUCAGGCUGAUGCAGGAUAGGGAUCAGCUGACCAGACGAACCCAGGAGACUACCAGCAAGAACAUCGGCGAGCGGCUCAAUGACGUUGUCUUCUGGAGGUCUGAGCUGAGCCACGAGAUCGACAACAUGGUGACAGAGAUAGCAGCACUCGCUGACGUUAAGAGGAGGCUGGAGAGAGCCUUGGCAGAGACAGAGGGGCCCCUUCAGGUGUCUCAAGAGUGUUUGUACCACAGAGAGAAGCGGAUGUCCAUCGAUCUGGUACAUGACGACGUAGAGAAAGACCUCAUAAAGGAAGUGGGAGUCAUCAAGUCAUGUCAGGAAAGGAUGAGGAGACAUCUGGACAGAGCCAUAGCUCAGUUGGCGUCAAACCGAGCUGCUCAGCAUGAAUUGGAAAGGGACAUGAGUGACAAAGUGACAGCUCAGAGGAUAGAUGACAGGUGUCACUAUCUGAGGAACACAUCAGACGGUAUCGGCUACUACAGAGGGAUUGAAAGACUAGACCCGUCACUCUCCGUGCCGGACUCGUGGUCCAAGUUCACAGACGACAACAUCCUGCACUCCCAAAGCGAACGAGCUGCCUCCCACAAGCUGAGGGACGAGAUCGAGAUCCUGCUGAGCACCACGUCCAACGAAAUGUGGAACCAGUUCAACAACGCCAACGUAGCCUUCACAAACCGCAUAUCAGAAACCGCUGACGCUAAGAACAGCCUGCAGACGCACCUGGCUAAGACUCUGCAGGAGAUCUUCCAGACAGAGAUGUUGAUUGAGUCUUUGAAGAAGGCCCUCAGGGACAAAGAGUGCCCGCUGAAAGUGGCCCAAACCAGGCUGGAGGAGAGGACCCGCAGGCCCAAUGUAGAGCUCUGCAGGGACAACCCUCACCACAGACUUGUGAGUGAGGUGAGAGAGAUCGAGGACACCAUCCAUAAGCUCCAGGAGAGGCUGAUGGAGGCUGAGAACACUCUGCAGAAUCUGGUCAAGACCAAAGUGACCCUGGAGCACGACCUGUCCAUCAAGGCCAACUCACUCUUCCUGGACCAGGAGAAGUGCAUGAGCAUGCGGAAGAGCUUUCCCAGCAUGCCCCGCCUGGUGGGCUACACCUAAAUCAAGAGGAGGGCCGUAUAUAAUUCUCUAUGGCUGUUUUAAUGGUUUUGGAGUGAUUUUGAGGGUGUUGUGGGUGAUUUGAAUGUAAACUAAAUGACUUAAUUUUACAAACACUGAUGUUAAAAUCUGAUUAUACACAGUGGAUUAUCAUAAUUUUGAGUAUUGUACCUGUAACGUGUUUACAAGAUGUAUAAAAA